Xyrichtys novacula (pearly razorfish) is the source of this 8656-nucleotide messenger RNA. Lineage: Eukaryota; Metazoa; Chordata; Actinopteri; Labriformes; Labridae. The record is from the annotation of a GenBank genome assembly.
CUUUGGAGUCCUAAAUCAAAAAACUCCAAUACAGAGGAAGCAGAAUAUUGUCUCUACUACUUACUCUACGUCUAGUUAAAACAAAGAGAGGCCAGGGAGAUCCACCCUUAUGAAUUAACUUUAUAUAUUUUAAAAUAAGCUUCUUCCAGAUAAAAAUCUUAGCAGUGAUACAUGUGGACUUUUUAAACGAUACAUGUGGACUUUUUAAACGUCCACAUGUAUCACUUUUUUGUGUCAACGUUUGUUUAAUGGCUAUGAUAAAAAAAAUUAGAACAACAAUUAUGUUAUUCUUUUUUAUUAACUGCAAAAUCCACGUGAUAUCUUACCCCAUAUAGUAAGACAACUUACCUGAUGGUGGGGCAACUUGUCACAUGUUCACACUCUCUAUUUGAUUGCUUAUAACUCUGCACUGACACAAGAUAUGACAAUGACAUGAAUACAAAAUAUAUACCCGAGACUUUGGUCUUUCAUCUGGUACACAUUUGGUUUAUAUAUGAUGUAUUGAUUCCAAGAUAUAUAAGAGUGUAAAAAGUGUGACAACAAGCCCCAGUCUCCCCUACUAUACAGCAUUAUACUUUACUUUUCUGUAUAUAGUCUAUGUGUAAAACUGGAUCCCUGAAGCAACGGUAGGUGGCGGUAUGCUCAUUCAAGUAAGGAUUGUGAAUCGUCAAAAACACCACGAAGAAGAAAACGGACCAAUCACAAUUUAGGGCAGCGUGUUGAAUCGGUGAUUUGAGCCAAAUCUUCCCUCUGUUUACCCUGGACUCUGCAGAAUUUUAAAGCAAUAUCCGCGAAUAAGGUGUACAUGGGAUUAGACACCCUGAAAUUAUGAAGCUGACGGACAUAAAGAAGUUAAAAGUGGUGGAGCUGCGGUCCAAACUUAAAGAACUUAACUUGGACACUAGAGGACUUAAAGCCGAGCUGGUGGAGCGGCUGUGGUCCGCUUUGGAUGAAGACCAGAGGAAGAGAGACGGUGAGGAGGAAGAACCAAAACAAGACGAGGACUCAGUUUUAGCUUUUACAGCACCAGAGACCGUCUGUGCACACAUUUCUUCAGCCUCUUUACCGACAGGAACGGAGGUUAUACUGCGGCGUAGACCUGAAUGUGUCAGAAAGUACACGGACUCUGCAACUCAGACUGAGAGUAAUCCUGGUCCACCAGCAGAACCACUACAACGAGGCUCUGAGAGAGGGUCCGAGGGAGAGGCAGGAGAUCCAGGAGAGGACCCGGGAGUUCAGUCACCAGAGGAGGGGGUCAGAGGAAGAGCCUUUUACGAGUUCAAAGAGGAGAUACGCUAUAAAAGGUGAAUUGACAAGAACACCAUCACAAUAAAAGCUCCUGUGAGGAACUUAUUAACGCUUUGUAGAAGUUAAUUUGGUUUGUUUACCUCAUGUAGGGGAGAGUGGGGUAAGUUGAGCCACCCCCUGUUGCUGGGAAAUGGUCAAAGAAAUUGAUCAUCUGACCAACUAUUUGGGAGAUGGACAUCAAUUCAUGGAGUCUGUGAAGGUUAGAAGAACAUGGGUGAAGGGGUUAGACAUUUAUUUACAAAAAAAAAAAAACAUUUUUCACUCUUGAAAGUGAAUUUAGUCUGUCAUAAGUUUGAUUAGAAUUGUGUUCAGAUCAAAAAGAUCAUUUUAAAUUUGUUUUAUACAUCAAUUGUGGUACCGAUGAGCUACAACAUGAAGUCAAAAACCUAGCAUUAAAGUCCACCAUUUUAGCCAAGAGGACUAAUAAAGUCAUUAUAGUAGUUCUGGGGUAAGUUGAGCCAGUGGUUCAACUGAGAAAGGGAGGAACUUACCCCGCUCCUAUGAUGGGGUAAGUUGAUCAUAGGAGACCACUUUAUUUUGGCAUGCUAUAUUAUCAAGACAGUUCUGUUUACACUCAUUCUGUUGGUUUGCAGGGAUGAACAACAUCUUGAAAUAUAUGCAGAUACACUAGUUAGAGACAAAACUAUGAUUGCCUUGAUGUAGUGAUCUGAAAUAUGAAAAUGGCUCAUCCUACCCCACUCUCCUCUACUGAAAUUCUGUAAACACUUCAUUCAGAUAAAACGGUGGGUGAAAGACUAAGCAGCUGGAUUUUUACAGCAUUAAAUGUGUUGACACAGCAGUGACACAGAGUUUAAGUUCAAAAUAGUCUUAAAUCUAAAGAAAACAAAUUCUUUCAAUUCAAGAUUGCAUCAGUCAGUGUUCAUUUAGUGACUAGUUAUGGUUUUAAAUUCAGUGUUUGGUCACAGUAUGCUAAGAUCUUUACUUUAAUCCUAAACCUAACUCUUAACAGCAUUUUUGCCACAAAUUCAGAACAGCUGAUAAUGACUUUUGGAGCAUUUCUUAACCAUUGCAGUACCACUGUUAACUUGCUUUAAACUUACUUUUUUUUUAAUCUCAUCUGACUUUUUAAGAAGGGUGUCAUAAUAAAACAGCAUAUGUCCAUUCAAUCAGAGCCAGGUCACCACAACCUCCGAUGGAGAGAGAGCAGGCAGCAGAAGAAAAUGAGGACAGAGUCGGACUAAAUUUGUGUAAGUCUCUAGACUUCCUUUAUCGUUUCCUGAAGUAAAUCAGUCAGAGUUGUGAGUUAUUUUUGUGGUUAAAAAUGAGCUAAAAUGUACAGUUUGACUGAAAAAUGUUGACAGAUUUUGAAGCUUAACUUUCGUUGUUGCUUGCACAGAUGAUCGUCACCUCCAUUUUGAGGUGAGUCAUGACGGGACCUGCGGCCAACCACAUUUCUGGGAAAGAUUCCCCCUACUGUGGUCGGGCUGCAGGCUCACCCAUGGGGUGCUGAAAGGCAAAGUGGGCUUUGAGGUGAGACUGGAGAGGAAGCUGUUGACCACACAGGAGGGGAAAGAUGCAGACAUGGACCCAUAUGGCCUGAGAGUCGGCUGGUCGAUGGCUAACAGCUCUCUUCUGCUAGGUGAAGAUAUGAAUAAGAAUAACUUUAUUUUUCUCUGAAGGGGAAUUCAAUUUAUUUCAGAAUGGAAAACAUUUUUCUGUAGAUUUGUAUAUUCUUGCUGAUCUCCAAUGCUUUUUUGUUACUCUGGUUUUCUGUUUGUCUCAUACCAGGUGAAGAUGAACUCUCUUUUGCUUAUGAUAGGCGUGGUAAAAAAGUUUCAGGUGGGAAGGAAGAAGACUUUGGAGAGUGCUUCUCAGAAGGAGAUAUCCUCGGCUGUUAUGCUGUGAGUGACUUUUUUAGUUUUUUCUUUUAUCAAAUCAAAUCUUUAUUUAUUUUAUUUAAACUUUAUUUAUAGAGCGCUUUUCAUGCAUGGAGAAUAUGCAACACAAAGUGCAUUACACACAUAGAAACAUAGAAAAACAAUUACAAACAAAGCCCCACCCUCCCUCCAUAACACACGCACACACACCUGCACACUCUCACUACUGACAAAAGGGAGACAUGCCAUGACACUGAGGAUUGAGGAAGCGCCAGCUUUGGGGCCAUACACACAGUGUGUAGAAUUAGUGACAUGUUGCAGAACAGACUUGGUAGACAUGAAUAAUAUUAAUCAGUAUGUUAGAGUUAGCCCCUGGAAUACAAAACAUUGUUUUUUCACCUGAAUUGAGCCUUUUUGAUCUACAUUAGGAGAAGGUCCUCUUUCAUAGUGGCUGCCCCACUAUUCACUUAGUUUUGAGAAGGUGGCUGCUGUUGAAGCCCUGGUUGGAAGAUUAGGACAAGGGUAGUUGUUGUGCAACAAAGAAUUUGAAUUAAUUUUUUAGUUUUUGAUGGUGAAAACUUGACACACUGAGGAUCACACUAGCCGUGCUUUCCAAGAACUCCCUUUUCUCAAAGGCUACUGUCACUUUAAGGACAGUAGGGGUGAGCAAGGUUGCAUUUCAAUCCAGAAUCUGUGCACUAGAUAUUGCUAAAUAUUCAAUGUCUAUACACUGUACCUUUAAGUUGGCAUACACCACUGCCAUAUAUCAAAUUUGUGUGUGUGUGUGUGUGUGUGUGUGUGUGUGUGUGUGCGUUUGUCUACAGACUUUCCUCACAGAUGGUGCUGCUGAGCUCUCCUUCCACAAGAACGGUUGUUUCAUGGGUGUGGCCUUUAAGCUGAGCUCCUCCAUGCUGAAGGGCGGAGCUCUAUUUCCUCAUGUUUUCUGUAAAAGCUGCUCAGUCAGACUCCACCUGGACUCCACGGUCCCUCCGUGGUACCCUGGACCACUUGGGUUUACACCACUGGCAGCUCUUUCUAGUGAGCAGAGGGUGCACACCACCACAGGUCCUGCUGUUGGGGUACAGUCUGAGGUGAGACUCAAAGAUCCAUCCUUAUAGGACUGUGGAUACAUGUUCAAAAUGUUGCUGUAAUCAAUCAAUCAAUUAAAAUAUUUUUUAAUGCAUGAUAAAAACUGCUAAUAAAUGUCAUUACAUUUGACUUUCUUUUUCUCUUCCUCCAGGUCUUACUGAUGGUCGGUCUUCCUGGAUCAGGGAAGACUCAGUGGGCUCGGUCUCACAUGAAGCAGCAUCCAGAGAAACAGUACAAGCUGCUGGGCACAGAGGAGCUGCUGGCCUGUGCAAUCGUCAGUCAAACUUCUAGUCCCGCUCAUAUUUAUCUCCACAUUCACAUAUGAAGUUAUUUUUUUACCCACUGAACUAAACUGUCACAUUGUGUGUUUGUGUUUCUGCAGCAUGGUGGUCAGAGCGAUGCCAGGCUGCAGCAGGCCUCUCAGUGUCUCACAGAAUUGAUCAAAAUUGCUGCUCAGACCCCAGGAAACUAUAUCCUUGACCAGGUAGUGCUUCAUACUUGAAGAUGUGCGGAUUUAACUCCUUGACAGGGUUCAGCAUGCUUGGAUUGAACUAGUUUAGUAGUUGGGAAAGAGUUUAAUUUAGACAACAUAAAAAGAAAGCAGAUGUAAUGAAUUCUGCUAAUACACUCUUUUAAACAGCCUCUCUCUGCUGUGGUUCAUUGUGUCAAAGUUGUUUUUUUUCUCACAAACUGGUAGAAAAACGAGGCUUAGGGGAUCAGCUUAAACCAUGUUUAGUUCCGCACGAAGCACAGCCAACAUAUUUCUGAGCGAUAUUAGGGAAAAUUGGAUUGUCACUUAUAGAAAGUUUCAAUGAUAUGACACAGCCCCUUUCAAAUUUCACAGUAAUGUCACUUUUUUGCCAAUCAUUUACUCCCAAACUGUUCAAAGUGGAUGAAAUUACAUCUAGUCUCAGAGAAGUGUUUGUCAUUUAGUCAUAGGAGGAGAAAUUUUGGUUUCCAAUUGAUGCCCUGACUUCAUGCAGCUUGAAAAAUGCAUAUUUCUCAGCUCUCUCAGCAAGUCUUUUUCGUUAUCUCUCCAAUUCCAGUGCAACAUCCUCUUCUCUGCACGGCGCCACAAGCUGCAGCUGUUUUCAGGCUUCAAGCGCCAAGUGGUGGUGGUCUUCCCGUCAGCAGAGGAGUGGAGAAGACGACUAUCACAACACCAGACAGGCGACAGGGAGAAGAUCCCUGAGACUGCUCUGCUCAAACUGCAAGGUCUGUCUCACAGCUCAGGGAACAAACAGAACGAGACCUUCAUAGUAUCUCAUAUAUAAAAUUCUAAGAACAAUCCCAGCGUGUUUGUCCUCUUCAGCCAAUAUAACCUCCUCUAGCAAACUUUACUUUUAUUUUUCACCUCUGUAUUUUAUUUUCCUCACUCUGAACUACUUAAAAACUUCUUCACUGUGAUCUCUACUAAAGCUGACACCCAACACAGUUAUUAAGCAGGAAUAACAGCGACACGGCUUUCUGUCUUCUCUAUAGUGAGCUGUAGUCUCCCUGAUCAACACAGCGAGCUGCAGGAGGAGCUGCUGUAUGUGGAGCUGCCUCAGGAACAGGCACAGGGGCUCCUGCAGGGGUAUAAAGAUGAGGCUCGCAGACUGCUGCCCCCCAUCCCCAAACAGGAGAAGAAGAAACCCCGACUUAACAAGAAAAGACCCUACCCCUCAGGUAUACUCACCUCCAACAGGAUCCAGUGGAGUGGACAUUAUGGUCCAUAAAGUCCACUGAGAUACUUUAAUGAACAGUAUUUUCAGCUCAUGAGUGGUAAAGGAUGUUUAAUUUCUGUCUCUUUAGGGUGGCACAGCAUGAGUAUGCAGCCAUGGAGGCAGCAGCCAACAUAUGUGAGUGCUCGAAAGAACAGGGUUUGAAGGGAGCUAAAAGCUUCAGUGUGUGAGUUUAGUAUGAGGGCUGAGAUAUUUGGUCACUAUGCAUGACCUUAAAAUAGAAACACUAUCUGAAGGGUCCUGGGUUUGAAUCCUGAUCAGGGUAUUUUACAUUAUGAACAGCGAACAUACCAGUUUAAACACAUAUAAAAGUUAAUAAAAGACACGCAACACUAAAAGUUUUGGUGUGAAUCACAAUAUAAGGGGGGACAUGAGCUGCUUGGCGAGGUCUGCGCUCUCCGAGUGCUUUUCUAGUUAUUGAUAUUAUAGUUAGAUACUUUUCUCAGCUAUUUAUAUUAUGUAAGUUUGAUGUUCUCAGGACUUAAGCUGGGUUUAUGUAAGGGCACACAAGAGACAUAAUGGUUCAAAAGGAUAAGGGCAGGAAGGAAGGGGUAAAGCAGUCCCUAAACCCAAGACUAAGUACCUUAUUUCUUUCAUACUUUAACAAAGUUUAAAAUACAAUUAAGUCAGAAUUUUGAUCAAAUUUCAUCAAUGGAUGAAGUAAACACUCUCAUAAGGUUGAUCUUAUGUCACCUCAUAAGGGUGGAUCUCCCUGGCCUCUGUAUGUUUAAACUAGACGUAGAGUAACUAAAAGAGACAAUAUUCUGCUUCCUCUGUAUUGGAGUUUUUUGAUUUAGGACUCCAAAGACUUCAUGUUUUGCAGAAAUCAUUUUUCUAGAUGUCAGACCCAAAAACCUUUAAUCCUCCUUUUCUGUUACUUUUUUCAGUGGACCGUGUACCAGGACCAGAACUUCUACCACAGGGGGUUUUGCGACAGUGGGUACAAAAGUUACUGGUGAAGAAACCUGGAGCGAGAAGGAAGCAAUGGGCAUAUUUUGACAUUAAGAAAUCAUUUUAAUGAUACUACUUAACUUAAAUGAGAGAUACCUACAGUUUUGCAAAGAUAAUCAGUUUUUAAAAUUCUUUAGUUUUAAAUUUUAUGCAAAGAUUGAAAACAAAAAAAACAGGAAACUUUUGGGAUUUUAUUUUUCAAAAUGUACAAAUUUAUUUUUCAAAAUGUACAAAUUUGUUUGUUUCUCUUGUACAGUUUAUAAAUUGUUUUUAAAAAAGUCUUUUGCACAGUUUCAGUAGCAGUAUUGGUGAGAAAGUAAAAAAUUGACAAAGUUCUAAAUUCCUGAGCUCUCUGUUGAUGAGUUUGUACAUUUGUACAUCAUAUGGGUUUAUUUCCCAACAUGCCGUGUCAUCUGCUCGUGCUUCGCUCUCCGUCAGGCUUGACCGUCUGAUACAGCAGCACAGCUCCUUUAGCUGAAGGACACAGCUCUGACCACAGAGGGCUGCAUCUGUCCAGCUGCAACACAUCCUGCAAAUUUAAAGGACAAACAAAAGACAUCUUUGUCAAAUAUUUGAGAAGUGAUGUUGAUGAAGUAUUAAUCUCGAAUCCUGUCUUUAAAGACUAGAACGUUACUUCUCUGCUCAGAAAGACGAUAUCUGUGGACUCAUUGGCUUCAGCUCCUCCUUUCCAGUACAACUCUCUGACUUCAUCUGAUGUCAACGAGCAGCUGCAGUCACAAAGAUUUCACUGUUGUGUGUUUUAUGGCUCUUCAAAGCUGACAGUCAUCAAUUAUAAUGUGCUACAUGUUUCUUAAGUCUGCUUAAGCCUCCAGACAAUUUUAUUCACGACUCCACAAGAACUCACAGCUUCAGUGUAAUUUAGAAAAAGUACCUGACAUAGAACUCAGCACUUGGUCUGCCGGCGCUUAUGUGAUUCAGAGCGAUACCCAUCAGGACCGGCUCUCCAAGGGAGCUCAGAGGAAUAUUCACCUGCACAAAUACAGAGGGAGAGUCAGCAUGCCUCAGACAAUGAAGAUAUUAAAACAAUGAAACGACCGCUGUGACAGACAAUCAAACUUCUAUAAAAAGGAGUGACUGAGUGAGUGGACUUCAGAGGCAGAGAAACCCACCUCGUCUCUGAUCUCAGCGCAGACAGAUGAGUAAAGCUCUGAGACAACAGCCUUCGGCUGCAUCAUGUCCACAUUGAUCUGUUCCUCCUUUACCGCCCAUCCCAAAUGCUCGCACACCACCUGAGGAGAGCAAGAAUGACGUGAAGCAACUUUGACUGUGACCAGGAAGAGUCAAAUCAGAAGCACCUAUCAGUGAUGAUGCAGUAUUCAGUAUGCCAUACAACAAACCAAAUCAGGAAUUGUAUUUCUCAAACCUCUGUAGACUUUGUUUAAAAUAUUAUAGACACACGGUACCACACAUUUUUUUAAUCCUUUUUUAAUUCAAUCUACAACUGUACUCUAAUUUGAUUUUAUUUUUUUUGCCUCAGAUUUAUGUGUCACCUUCAGUGAAGGUGUCUCGUGUUACAAGAGAGAAGGCUUAUAUUACAGCCUGGCUUUGAAUAGAUGUCGAGCACUUUGCCGUGUUAUUUUUUAAUCUUGAUUUCUUUCCUUUCUUUGCUGGGUUGUUUUUCAGUGUUCAUGUAACUGCAGUUAAAUUAAUACAAUAUACCGUAUGUUGAAAGACUAUGUUUUCCUCUUGAAAAAUAAACAGUUCAAAAAAGUAGGAAACAACAAA